This is a messenger RNA of Medioppia subpectinata, 438 nucleotides long. The record is from the annotation of a GenBank genome assembly. Lineage: Eukaryota; Metazoa; Arthropoda; Arachnida; Sarcoptiformes; Oppiidae.
AUGUCGUUAACCGAAAACAAUGACACAACUUCUCAAUACAAUACAACCGAGAGUCAGGAUAUCUAUUUAAAACUAAGUGAUAAAAAGACAUCAAAUAAGGUUAAUUUGCCAAAUUGUGGCCAAACCAGUGGUAUAUCCCCGAGGAUUGUUGGAGGCGUUAAAGUGGACAUAAAACAGUACCCAUGGAUGGUGUCGUUCCAGAAGCUAAGCCGAUCUACUUAUACCCACUUUUGCGGCGGUUCUGUCCUAAACCAACGAUGGCUAUUGUCUGCCGCCCACUGUUUUCAUGGGAGUAAGCAUUCAUUUAAUAAGAUCCGAGCGAUGGUCGGCGCAACCAAUUGGGAAAAGGGUGACGAAUAUGUGUACCAAUUGGAUAAAUUGUUCAUCCAUGAGCAGUUUAGUACGUUAACCUACGCCAAUGAUAUCGCUUUAGUUAAA